AUGCAACUUUUUCCCUUUUUGCAAACAUACCGAUUUAAAUAUAAUAUAUUUAUUACUAAUUUAAUUAUUGGCUAAACAUUUUUUAUAAUUUAUAUUUGAAAUCGAGGUGUAUUUUAAGACAGAAUAUAAUUAAUUAAUGUUAGAAAAGCAUUUGUUAUUUGACGCCGACGGCCAACCAAAUACGAAAUUCGUUUCCAUUUUUGUGUUUUUGUAGACCUUUUUGGUGCACAACACACACAACACACACCAGCCAGACGCCUCUCUGUCUCUCUUUCUCUCUCUAGAAAACGAUUCCGGCUAGAUUCAUCUUCUACUAUAUGUGGACUAUCAUUCUAUCAACUAAUUGAGCUGAAGGAACUAACAGUAUCGGAUUAGAAUUCCUUGUUGAAGAAUGUCAGGUGGUGGAACUCAAAACAGUUUACGGAAAGCUCUUGGAGCAAUUAAGGACAGCACAACUGUCAAUAUAGCUAAAGUUAGUAGUGACUACAAGGAAUUGGAUAUAAAUAUUGUCAAGGCUACAAACCAUGUUGAGCGUCCAGCAAAAGAAAAACAUAUACGUGCUAUAUUUGCAGCUAUCUCAGCUACAAGACCUCGAGCUGAUGUUGCUUAUUGCAUACAUGCUCUUGCAAGAAGACUGUCAAAGACACAUAAUUGGGCAGUUGCUUUGAAAACCUUAAUUGUUAUUCAUCGGGCUUUGAGGGAGGUGGACCCCACAUUUCAAGAAGAACUUCUCAACUAUGGAAGAAGCAGAAACCAUGUGCUCAAUUUAUCUUACUUCAAAGAUGAUUCUAGUCCAAAUGCAUGGGAUUAUUCUGGCUGGGUUAGGACAUAUGCAUUAUAUUUGGAAGAAAGGCUGGAAUGCUUCAGAGUCUUGAAAUAUGAUGUUGAAACAGAUCGCCCUAGAACAAAAGAUCUUGAUACUCCCGAUCUACUUGAACAACUACCAGCUCUUCAGCAACUUCUGUUUCGUGUUUUAGGGUGUCAGCCACAAGGAGCAGCAGUUCAUAACUUUGUGAUUCAGCUGGCACUUUCUAUGGUUGCUUCUGAAAGCAUGAAAAUCUACAAUGCAAUUAGUGAUGGUUCAGUUAAUUUGGUAGACAAGUUCUUUGAGAUGCAACGACAUGAUGCUCUUAAGGCUCUUGAUAUAUAUAGGAGAGCUGGACAACAGGCUGAAAGAUUGUCUGAGUUUUAUGAAGUAUGUAAAAGUCUUGAUAUUGGACGUGGGGACAGGUUCAUUAAGAUUGAACAGCCCCCAUCUUCAUUUCUACAAGCCAUGGAAGAAUACGUGAAAGAAGCUCCUCGUGCUUCUACUGUUCAUAAAGAUCUGGAUAGCAAACCGAAAACAAUUUUGGCCAUAGAAUACAAAAAAGAAACAGAGGUUCAAGAGAAACAGUCGGAAUCUCCACCACCUGCUGCACCUAUAGCUGAACCGGUGGCUGAACCCAUUAAGGUGGAAGCAGUUGCCUCCAAACCACCACCAGAUUUACUGUGUUUGGAUGAUCCGGUUACAGACGCUUCUGAAUUCGACCAGAAGAAUUCUUUAGCUUUGGCUAUUGUUCCCGUUGUUGACCAACCAACUUCAACCGCCACAACUUCAUUCAACGGAACCUCCGGAUGGGAGUUGGCCCUAGUAACCGCUCCAAGCUCUAAUGGGACCACCGCAUCCGCAAGCAAAUUGGCUGGAGGGCUAGACAAACUUACACUCGAUAGUCUCUACGACGAUGCAAUCAGAAGAACCAACCAAAACCAAACCGCGAGCUUCAACCCAUGGGAACACGGUCCGCUAGCCGGGACCAUGAUGCCGCCGCCACAAACCGCACCGGGCCCAUUCUACGGCUCAACCGCUCUAUCCGCACCACACAACAUACAAAUGGCUAUGGCUCAACAACAACAUCAGCAACAAGCCUUCAUGUUCCAACAACAACAAAUGAUGAUGAUGUCCCCACCACAACAAAGUGCAAACCCAUUUGCGAAUCCGUAUGGACCCACCUCGCACCCUUAUGGGUCGGGUGUCCCGGUUCAAUCAUAUAAUCCAUAUACGGGACUUAUAUAGGAGGUCUUUCGGGGUGAAAAUGUGUACAAGUUAAUUAGGAGUAGGAAUAUGCAUUGUUCAUUAUUUGAGGUCGAGGGUUGGAAUAAUGUUUUCGGGUUAUAUUCUCAUUCUUUUCGUCUGUCAAUUUUUUUUUCAAGGUUUUAUAUUUUGUUUAAGAUAGAAAUAUCGUGUAAAACUUUUGAGAUUGUCAUUUGCACAUUCAUGUAUCAUAUAUAAAUUGUAAUUGAGUGGUCAUUCUUGGACAGUGUUAAUUAACUUAGGGGUUGUUUGCUGGGAGAAUAAGCAAAAAUAUGUGUAUGUAUUGGAUCUAUAUCAGUAACAAAGUAUCUAUAUGUUCUUUAAUUACAAAAAAUGAAAUGUGUAUUGCCAAUUUACAUCUUUUCAACGGGAAAACCCAUUGUGGGUUUUGAUUUUGACGCCAAAUCACGAAGCUCAGCAACCUCAUCACUAGUUAGUCUCCAACCCAAUGCCCCACCAAAUUCUUGUGCUUGUUCUGCAUUUUUGGCUCCAGGAAUUGGGAUCACAUUAUCUUGAGCUAUGAGCCAGUUGAGUGCCACCUGUGUUGGAGUUUUCUUAUAGCUCUCUCCGAUCUCCUUGAUCCUGUUUAUAAGCGGUUGCAGCUCAGUUAGGAACUCAGCAGUGUAAAUAUUUCCUCGAGGACCUGUCGGGAUGUUUUGCGGAGUAUACUUUCCCGUCAAAACACCUGCAGCGAUAGGCGAAUACGCAAUUAAACUAAUCCCAAGUUCAUCACACGUGGCCUUGACACCGUUUUCCUCAGGUAUCCUGUAAAUGAGACUGUAAUUGACUUGGUUUGAAGCCAACGGAAUACCUCGUUUCUUUAGCUGUUUAUAAGCCUCACGAAGACGCUUUUCUAUAAUUGGAGACUCCAACAGCCUUCACAAGCCCUUGAUCCACCGCAU
Lactuca saligna is the source of this 2973-nucleotide messenger RNA. The record is from the annotation of a GenBank genome assembly. Lineage: Eukaryota; Viridiplantae; Streptophyta; Magnoliopsida; Asterales; Asteraceae.